Molecule: messenger RNA, 1407 nt
Organism: Aspergillus lentulus
Lineage: Eukaryota; Fungi; Ascomycota; Eurotiomycetes; Eurotiales; Aspergillaceae
Product: VOC family protein
Molecular function (GO): oxidoreductase activity
Source: RefSeq, a predicted model, not a curated record
AUGACAUUGGAUCAAGACAACCUUCGCGCACGCUUCUGUCAUGCCCUCUCGGAAAUGUACAAAGCCGAAGUGCCCCUAUACGGGGACCUCGUCGACCUCGUCUGGCAAGCCGACGCAGAGGCCCUCCAGACCAGCCAGCAGCAGCACGGCAACACCACGACCACGACCACAAUCAACCCGGACGAGAUCCUCCCCGCCCGGAACCGCGUCGAACGACACGGCGCCAUCCGCCUCGGCACCACCCGCGAACUCUCCACCAUCCGCCGCCUGUUCGCCGUCAUGGGCAUGAGCCCAGUGGGAUACUACGAUCUGAGCGUCGCCGGAUUGCCCAUGCACGCGACUGCCUUCCGGCCGCGCACGCGCGAGGCACUCGCCCGGCAGCCAUUCCGGGUAUUCACGACCGUGCUGCGGAUGGAGUUGCUAAGUGAGCGGACGAGGGCGCUGGCAGAGCGGGCGCUCGCGCAGCGGGAUAUCUUCACUCCACGGUUACUGGAGCUACUCGAUCUGUCCGAGCAAAAGGGGACGCUAAGCUGCGAUGAGUGCGAGGAGUUCAUCACCGAGGGGCUAGAGACCUUCCGGUGGCACUCGCGGGCGACGGUCACGCUGGAGGAGUACCGCGUCCUCAAAGCGGAGCAUUCCCUCGUGGCGGAUAUCGUCUCCUUCCCCAGCUGCCACAUCAACCAUCUGACGCCGCGGACGAUCGAUAUCGACCUUGUGCAGAGAAUGAUGCGCGAGAGUGGGAUGCCGGCUAAGGAGCGCAUCGAGGGCCCGCCGCGCCGUGUGAACCCCAUUCUCCUGCGUCAGACGAGCUUCAAGGCGCUAGAGGAGACGGUGUACUUCCGUGAUGGCGGGGGUGAGUACGUGAGGGGCUCGCACACGGCAAGGUUUGGCGAGGUUGAACAGCGGGGGUAUGCGCUGACGCGGAAGGGGCGCCAGCUGUACGAUCAGAUCCUUGCGCGAGUGAAUCGCGAUGCGGCUGGCUCGGAGCCGGCGGAGUAUGAGAGGAUCUUGAGGAAAUGCUUCGAGGAGUUCCCUGAUGAUCUGGAACAGCUUCAGGCGGAGAAACUGGCUUUCUUCUGUUAUCGGGUGACGCCGCAUGCCUCGAAGGGGGAUUAUCAUGGCGUAAAAUCUGUUUCGCUGGCGCAGUUGUUGAAGGACAAGGUCCUCGACUACGAGCCCAUCACGUACGAGGACUUUCUCCCUUUAUCCGCCAGGGGUAUCUUCAACUCGAACCUGGCCAACAUGUCACAGUCUAAGCAGCUGAUCAUGGAGGCUGACACUGAUCUGGAUGGAUUUCAACGGAUGCUGGGGGCUCCUGUCUUGGACGAGUUUUGUUUGUACGAACAGAUCCAGCAGGAGAGUUUGGAGAGUUGUCGCCAGCAGUUGGGAGUUGAAUCAAUUGACUGA